Molecule: messenger RNA, 525 nt
Organism: Pocillopora meandrina
Lineage: Eukaryota; Metazoa; Cnidaria; Anthozoa; Scleractinia; Pocilloporidae
Source: the annotation of a GenBank genome assembly
AUGUACUGGACUGAACAGCAAAAUAUUAUACUGUGCAGAGAAGUAGGGUUUGAAAAUCCCUACGUAUACAAAAAGGGGUCUCCCAAGCGCAGUGAAGCUUGGAAGAAAAUUGUAGAUGUUCUAAACAAAUGUGAUUACCCACAAUUUAAUGUUGACCACAGAGCCAUCUGGUACCACAUCAAUGUCUUGGUAAACAAGUACAAGAAAAAAAUUAGAGUUGAAGAAAGAGCAUCAGGAAUAUCCCCAAAUGAGCCAAGUGAAUUAGAUGACCUAAUACAGAAAAUUAUUGCACUUGAAGAGAGUUCUCCCACAGAUACAUGUGGUAGGGAUAAAGCUGACAAAGGUAAAGCAGAAGAUGCAAGAAUGAAAGCUAUGGAAAGGCUUUCCCAAAGGAAAAAAAGGGCUUUAGAGGGAGCCGAAGAGGGUGAGAACAAACCAAAACGAACAAGAGGAAAAACUGGAGAUGCCAUGGAGUUUCUAAAGGAAAGAGCACAGAGCUGUGCAGAAAUUAGAAAGGGAACUUGA